Molecule: messenger RNA, 3116 nt
Organism: Gigantopelta aegis
Lineage: Eukaryota; Metazoa; Mollusca; Gastropoda; Neomphalida; Peltospiridae
Exons: 6
Coding region: 174-935 (253 amino acids)
Cellular component (GO): acetylcholine-gated channel complex
Source: RefSeq, a predicted model, not a curated record
GUUAAACGGGAUCGGUUGAUUGGUAUGCACUUGCAGUCUGCUUUGACCUCGCAGGGUCAGGUUGAACCAGUUUGGUAAAUGCUUUAACCAUGUUUGGACUGUCACUGGUGGACUGGUAGAUUUUCUCGAUUAUUAGCCGUUUUUAAAAGAAGUGUGACUGUUUUGAACUCAAGAUGGAUGUGUGGACGACUAGUGUGCUGUUUACACUGCUGGUUCUCGUUCCCCAGUCUCUGUCACAACUAGACCAGGAUGAAAUCCAGUUGAUCACGCAGGCCGAACAGAUGCCAAAUCCAAGAAGAAACCCACAGGCCUGUGGUUUGGGACAGAGACCGGGGUUUGUGUGUGAUCCCAAUGGCAUACUCACACACAGGGACAUUGAGAUCCUUGACUGGCUUCUCCGUGGGUUGUACGACAACGACACGCGGUGUGCAUGUAGUGUGUAUUACUGUGAAGGUCACAGACACCAGGGAAAAGGAUUCCAUGUUUCACUGGCGGUUGUUCGACACCUCAACUACGAUCAUGCUAGUAAUGACAUUCACAGAGAAAAACUGGAUGCAGCAUCAGCAUUUGCCAGACGUCUUCAGCGCACGUACUGGAGACGUCCCAGUAGAGAAGGCUGCCUCAACGACUUCAUCAUUCUCUUUGCCCUUGAAGAUAAUAUAGUUUUCAUCCAAGCGGGAGAUGUGGCUGACGCUGCCCUGCCUCGUUCCAGUCUGGAGUACAUCAUAACACAGCAUGGCCGGUGGUUCAACAGGGGCAACAACUAUGUGACCGGACUGAUUAGCAUCAUAAAACAUAUGAGGAUAGCUUUAAAUGACGUGAGAUUCGCAGACCCCCAGGGUCCAUCUGCACAACAGUUGACAGGCGGAACAGGUCAGGUGAUUGCCGGACUGGUGACUUCGCUGAUUACACUGGCUGUCAUGUCUCACACUUGAGCUUAACACCAAUAACAUUCAGUCACUUAAUGAUGUUUUCAUGGAAAGUUUCAGUGUCACAAUAGUGCUUAAACAUAAAGGUAGCUUCUUUAUAAAAAACAUGUUGGUUUUUUUAACAUGAUUAUCUGAUCUAUAAAAUCCAUAUUUAUAGUAAUAGAAAAAAAAACCCACCCAAGUACUCUGAUAAUUGAAAAUUUGCAUAACUCGUUUAUGGGUUAUUCAGAAAUAUUUCAGGUGACCCAUUUCAUUUCAGGUGACCCGUUACAGGGGCGGCACAGUAUAAAAAAUUAGUGGUACGGCUCGUGAUUGCCAGACUCUCCUUUCAAAUUACUUGUACGGACAUUUGCACAGAUAUAGCAAAUAUAACACACACACACACAAAAGUGAUACAGCCAUGCUGUACCUCUUUAAAAAGUGGUACGGCCGUACCAUCUGCGCCGCCCCUGUGUUAUGACUAAAUAAAUCAUGUCCUAAAUUUAAUGUGCAAAAAACUAUAAAAAUAGACUAUGCAAACAUAGACUUGUGCAAGCAACGUGUGAACAAAACAAUCGUUGGCACAAUUUUCAGAGGCCUUAAAAAUCUAGUAGGGUGGAUUUUGUAUAUUCUGUUUAUGAAUUUUGAAGAAUAUAUCCUUUGCUACUCAGCAUAUGCAUUUUAAAAUAAUAAUUAGACAAUGUAUGUUCUGUCACCUACAAAUCUAAUAAUGUAUAUACAUACUCUGAAAUUUAUUUCUUGUGUUGGAAAGUUUCAGUUAUACAUGUAGUAGUGCUUAAAACUAUAAAUUAAUUAUGUUGUUUUAUUUAUCUACUUGAUAUUUUAAUUUAGUUUUACAAAGUUUGGUGAGAUUAUUUGAUACUCAUUUAUAGCUGACUUAUAUGUGUCAUGAAUACAUAUAUAUAUAUAUAUUGUGCAUUUCUAGUAUUUUGGCAUUUUUAGAUAUUAUAAGCUGGUUGAUUUUUCUUUUUAUAUUUUUACUGUGAACACAUUUUUAUCUGUUGCUUUUAUUUAUUUUUCAAGGCUUAGUAUUUACAUGCUCAAAUUAAUUUUCUUUUAAAAAAUUUAUUGUAAAUAAAUCCUUCAUUUCCUUAGUGUUGUCAAAAGUGAAUUUUGACAUGUAAUGUGUGUAAUAUUCUGCAGAUUCGAGUUUCUGCAAUCUUGUUCUAACUUCCCAAUUAUAACUGUCAGUAGUAUUUACAGUAGAGAGUAUUUUCAACAUUUAAGAAAAUAAGACUCAGCUUGGUUUGCUCAUUGAUCAAGAUAUAUACGAAAAAAUUGUAAACAAAGAAAAGAAAAAACAACCACCAAACGGUAAUUUUUUUUUAAAAACUGUUAACUAUUAAUAUACUGAAAUGACCAAAUUUGUAUUUAGUUUUUAGUUAAAUCAUUCUAAGAACAUGGCUAAAAUUGAGCAAAUAAAAGUGAAUCUAGUAAAAUGGGUGGUUUUUGGGAUCAGGUGGGAAAUGCUCUUCCAUUCUUGUCUUGUUUUUGUUACCGUAAGUACUACUAUUUUAGUAUAUCAUACAGAAAAUAAUAAUUGAUUUUGUGAAAACAGAUUUAUUAAUAUUUACCUGUUACUGUUUUUCUGAUUCAUUUUAAUUUUAUUUGACAUGAUCUGUAAGAUUUGUAAAAGAACACAAAUUGAAAUAAUACUGCCAUUACCACACUUCUACUGCUGGUAAAAAAAAUCCCAAAUUUGUUGAUGAAAAGAUGUUUUAGCAUUGCAAAAUGGUGCUAAAAAUACCUUUUGUUAUAUGCUUUUCAAUAUUUAUACAUUUAUACUUUAGUAUUACAAUUUGUAAUUAACUUUAAACUGAUGUAUUUCUGUGCAGGUUUUAUUUAUGUUGUAUAUAUUGAUAUAUAAAUGAAAAAAAAAGUGUAAAAUUUGUGUUAAUUCACAGAGAUCUGUACAAUAUUACAAGGUGUGUACAAAAUUGUGUUACACUUGGUGAAAUUUCUGUGAAAAGGAACCACAUCAAUAACGUUUGGGUUAUUUAUAAAAAACACACAAAAGCCAUGAAUAUAGUGCAUUGUUACAUUUUAAUGCAUAAUAAUACUUGUGUGAAGUCUUUUCUCUUCUGUUAGUUUAAUUGUUUUGGUUUACCAACAUUUGUCUUGUUUGGUCAAAGGUAUACACGUACUAUUUACUCUACACAUAUUUUAAAAUAAACAGUAUUGCUUGCA